AGCUUGAAGCCUUAUUAUACAGCACCAUAACUGCUCAGAGGAACACAGAACACGAGUCGCAGAAUAGCAAGAAACUAUGGCUGCUCUGACAUUGACAAAUAUCAACUGGCAGCUUGAAGCAAAUGCGGGUGCACACCAUACUGAUAAAUACUCCAGCACAGAGCUGAUUGUGAGGAGAGGACAGGCCUUCACUAUCAUCCUGACCUUCAACAGAGCACUGCAGACUGGAGAGAGCUUAACAUUCAUUGCAGAAACAGGGCCAAAACCGUCACUGCAAGCGAAGACCCAGGCUGUAUUUGACAUCUCCAGCACAGCGAGCAAUAGUACCUGGAGUGCAGUCCAACAACCCACCAACUCCAGCUCCAUCAGCAUCUCUAUUUCCAGCCCAGCUAAUGCUGCCAUCGGACGCUACAAACUGAGCGUGCAGCCUGCCUCAGGUGGUAGUGCCUCCCGUAGGGCCCUUGGAACAUUCGUUCUGCUCUUUAACCCUUGGUCUUCAGGAGAUGAUGUGUUUAUGCCUGACAGCACUGAGCGCAAGGAGUACGUGCUGGAAGAGUUUGGAAUUGUCUUUGUGGGCAACAUAAACCAUAUUAGCAAGAUGGGCUGGAAUUAUGGCCAGUUUCAAGGAGACAUUCUGAAUAUCUGCCUUUCCAUACUGGAUAGAAGCCUAAACUACCGUAAAGACCCUGCCACUGAUGCGUCUCGCAGAAAUGAUCCCAAAUACGUGGGCCGUGUGCUCAGUGCCAUGGUCAAUAGUAAUAAUGAUAAUGGGGUGAUAUGGGGAAACUGGAGUGGAAAUUACUCUGGUGGAACAAGUCCAAGCAGUUGGAAUGGAAGCGUUGAAAUCCUGCGAAAGUGGAAGGAUUCAGGAUUUAAACCUGUUAAAUUUGGACAAUGCUGGGUUUUUGCAUCAGUGCUGACCACAGCACUCAGGUGUCUGGGGAUUCCUACUCGUAUGAUUUCAAAUUUCAACUCUGCCCAUGACACAGAUAGAAACCUGAGUGUGGAUGAAUAUUAUGAUGAGUCUGGAAAUCCUCUGAAAAUAGGGGAGGACAGCAUCUGGAAUUUCCAUGUCUGGAAUGAAAGCUGGUUUAUCCGAAGUGACCUGGGGCCCUCCUACAAUGGAUGGCAAAUUCUGGAUGCAACUCCCCAGGAGCAAAGUGAAGGAAUAUUUCAGUGUGGUCCUGCUUCACUUAUAGCCAUCAAAGAAGGCGAUGUAGACCUGGACUAUGACUCUCCAUUCGUAUUUGCUGAGGUGAAUGCAGACCGUAUCACCUGGACUUACGACAUUAGGACUAGAGAGGCAAAGUCGAUCUCUUCUGAGACCACGUCAGUUGGCCAGUUCACCAGCACCAAGGCAGUAGGCAGUUAUGCCCGUGUAGAUGUCACUAAUAAUUACAAAUAUGCAGAAGGCUCUCAGAAGGAAAGAGAAGUGUAUGAAAAGGCUCGUUCAAAGCUGCGUCGAGCAUUUGGUUUCAGUCCCACAUCAGAGAAGCGACCAGAAAUUGAUCAAAAGCCUGACAUUUCAGGGAAGUUCAAGGUGGAUGGCUCCUUAGAGAUUGGCAAAGAUGUCAGCCUAAUCUUGGUUCUCAGAAAUUUGACCUCUGAUGCUAAGACUGUAAAGGCAAAUAUGACUGCUUGGACCAUCGUGUACACUGGGAAGCCAAUUCAUGAGGUCUGGAAAGACUCCCUUUCACAUACUUUUGCUCCUGAAGAAGAGAAACAGUUUCCCAUUAAGAUAACGUAUGCUGAGUACCAGCAAAAUUUAACAAGAGAUAACAUGAUUCAAGUAACAGCUUUGUGUCAAGUUGAAAGUGGGAUUGAUGUGGUGGUGGGAAGAAACAUCAGUCUGGAUAACCCUGACCUUGUCAUGCAGGUGCUCAGUGAUGCAAAGGUGAAUGAACCAGUGAAUGUGGAAGUGGUAUUUACCAAUCCUCUCGAUCAAGAGGUGAAAGACUGCGUGCUGCAGGCAGAAGGCAGUGACCUGCUGAAAGGAAAGCUCAAGAUAGAAAUGCCCUCACUACAGCCCAGGCAGAGUUCCAAAGUACCGAUUGAAAUCAUUCCCACCAAGAGUGGAACCAAGCAACUGCUCGUUAAUUUCUCCUGUGACAAGUUUCCAGAUGUCAAAGCCUUUGAGACCAUAAAUGUGGCUAAGUGAUUAUAAGAUGAGCAGUUGUCAGUCUGUCUGUAUAACCUUGAGUGAAAUAGUGCAAGAAAGCUCCUGUCUUCUGUGAACAAUUAGUAAAUCAAUCUAUUUCUGCUACAGAAACAAAAUCCACACCCUGUCUGACAGGAAUUAUCAUGUUAUAUAGUUUUACCAAAUUCAUGGCUGUGAAAAACGUGUUAUGGAUCGUGAAAUCUGGUCUUGUGUAUUUUUACCCUAUACUAUACAGAUUUCACAGGGGAGACCAGUGUUUCUCAAACUGGGAGUCCCAACCCAAAAGAGGGUUGUGGGGGUAGUCGCAAGAUUACUGGUGGGGGGGUUGUGAUAUUGCCACCUUUACUUCUACGCUCCCUUCAGAGCUGGGUGGCUGGAGAGCAGUGGCUGUUGGCCAGCUCUGAAGGCAGUGUAUCACCAGCAGCAGCGUAGAAGUAAGGGUUGCAAUACCAUACCAUGCCACCCUUACUUCUGUGCUGCUGCCUUCAGAGUUGGGUCAGGAACCCUACAGUUACAAUACCAUGAAAUUUCAGAUUUAAAUAUCCUAAAUCAUGAAAUUUAAGAUUUUUAAAAUCCUAUGACCGUGAAAUUGGUAGGGCCCUAGUUAUAUGUUUCAAUAUGCAAUGAGAGGCAGGGAUUCUUCAUGUACUGAUGUAAAUUUCCAAAUUUUAAAUAUACUAUCUGCACUUCUCUCCCAAUUGUGUGUCUGGUUUUCUUAUGCCUUUUUUUAAUUUGGACACUAUUCCCUGUGGCCCCAGGUACUGCAACACUAAAACUUCAUAUUAUUUUAACAUUGAACAGGACUUAUACUGUGCAGAAAAGACAGGAUAUUACAACAAUUUAAGCCACCCUUAUGAAAAGGUUCUAUAGAAUUUAAUAAGGAUGGAAACCAAUAGGGUUCUAUAGAAAUUACUCAAAAUAUAUAUAGAAUAGUAAGAUCCUUUUUAUGGCUUUUAAACCAGCCGACAGAAUUCUAUCACAAGCGUAUAAUUUUCUAUUAAAUUCUGU
Molecule: messenger RNA, 3166 nt
Organism: Malaclemys terrapin pileata
Lineage: Eukaryota; Metazoa; Chordata; Testudines; Emydidae
Product: protein-glutamine gamma-glutamyltransferase E-like
Exons: 13
Coding region: 77-2158 (693 amino acids)
Biological process (GO): peptide cross-linking
Molecular function (GO): protein-glutamine gamma-glutamyltransferase activity
Source: RefSeq, a predicted model, not a curated record